Messenger RNA from Hibiscus syriacus, 1887 nucleotides. Its product is annotated as trihelix transcription factor GTL2-like. Lineage: Eukaryota; Viridiplantae; Streptophyta; Magnoliopsida; Malvales; Malvaceae. Bases 17 to 1801 code for a protein of 594 amino acids. The record is from RefSeq and is a predicted model, not a curated record. The transcript has 4 exons.
AGAAAAACAAAAUAACAUGUUCGAUGGAGUGCCGGUGCCGGACCAGUUCCACCAAUUCAUAGGCGGCGGCGCCUCAUCAGCAACCGCGAGAACCGCCACCACCACUCUCCUUCUCCCCCUUUCUUUCACUUCUUUUGACCCUUUGUUCACUUCUUCUUCUUCAAAUUCCCAUCAUCAUCAGCCUUCUCAAUUGUUGCAGUCGUUGCACCAGCAGAAGAAUAGCGAAGAUGCCAACACAAGCUUAGUGCCUAUGAACAUGGAAAUUAAUGAAAGAGAUCAGAGAUCCAUGGCUGAACCAAUUGACCAUCAUCAUCAACACCAACCUUGGUCCAACGAUGAAGUUCUUGCACUGUUGAGGGUCAGAUCUAGCAUGGAACCUUGGUUCCCAGAAUUCACUUGGGAACAUGUCUCAAGGAAAGUGGCAGAACUUGGGUUCAAAAGGAGUGCAGAGAAAUGCAAAGAGAAAUUUGAAGAAGAAAACAGAUAUUUCAACACCAUCAAUUGCAGCAAAAACUACAGGAUCUUUACUGAACUUGAUGAACUUUGUCAAGCUGAGAACCCUCCUCCUCACCACCACAACAGCAUAAGCCACCACCACCAGGAGGAGGAGAAGGAGGCGGUUGUGGUGUCUGAUGAAAGCAACAAAAAUGUGGAAGAAGAAGACAAUAUAGGUCAGAAUUUGGAAGGUGAUUCAAGAAAUGUUGAUGAAUUAUACCAAAAUUCACCAGCAAACAACAAUGCUGCAAUGUCAUCAGAUCAGGAUAACAAAAAUGUGGUUGAAAACAAAGGAGAUGACGAUGAUAACAAGGCCAGCAGCAAAAACAAGAACAGCAACAGCAACAAGAAGAGGAAGAGAGUGACGAAACUUGAGAUUUUCAAGGGAUUCUGUGAGGAAAUUGUGAACAAUUUGAUGAUCCAACAGGAGGAGAUGCACAACAAGCUGCUUGAAGACAUGGUGAAGAGAGAUGAAGAGGAAGUUGCAAGAGAAGAAGCUUGGAAGAAGCAAGAGCUUGAUAGGAUUAACCAGGAGCUUGAGGUUAGAUCUAAAGAACAAGCCAUUGCUGGUGAUAGACAGGCCACCAUUAUCAAAUUCUUGACCAAAUUCUCACAAAAUGGAUGCUCAAAUCCUCCUCUUGCUGCUUCAUCUUCUUCAUUGCCAGUUGCAGAAAACCCUAAUCCCAUUGCCAAUGACCAUAACAAAGUUGCUCAAGUUGCAGAAAACCAAGCCAAUCAAAACCCUAAUCCAAAAACACCCACUCCACAAAACCCUAAUUCACUAUUGACACCAUUGAAGGUAACCAAAGCUCCUAAAAACCCUACAUCCUAUGACAAAGAAGACAUCGGAAAGCGGUGGCCGAGAGACGAGGUGUCGGCACUGAUAAAACUGAGGUGCAGUCUUUACAACAACGGUGACCACCACGACAAGGAAGGAGCCGCCAUUAAAGCUCCCCUAUGGGAAAGAAUCUCACAAGGGAUGUUGGAUUUGGGUUACAAGAGAAGUGCAAAGAGGUGCAAGGAGAAAUGGGAGAACAUUAACAAGUACUUCAGGAAAACCAAAUACGUCAACAGGAAGAGGUCACUUGACUCUAGGACAUGCCCUUAUUUUCACCAAUUAAGCACCUUGUACAAUCAAGGAACACUCAGGUCGCCCUCCGAAGAGCCGGAAAACCACCCGCCUUUGCCGGAAACAGCCAGUACCGAUUUAUCUCGAAGGGUCGACGACAAAGCAUCCAUGCAAGUUUCUAAAGGUGACGAGACGAACAACAUAAUUCAAAUACCAGAUUUCGAAUUCGAAUUAUAAAUCACGUUACCAUAGUGUUAGAUAAACAAUAGUGCUUUUUGGGGGGUUGAAAUUUUUAUUUUUAUUAGAGAUUCUGAUGUAAACUU